Molecule: messenger RNA, 1695 nt
Organism: Trichomycterus rosablanca
Lineage: Eukaryota; Metazoa; Chordata; Actinopteri; Siluriformes; Trichomycteridae
Gene: ears2
Product: glutamyl-tRNA synthetase 2, mitochondrial
Exons: 9
Coding region: 55-1665 (536 amino acids)
Biological process (GO): glutamyl-tRNA aminoacylation
Cellular component (GO): mitochondrion
Molecular function (GO): zinc ion binding; tRNA binding; glutamate-tRNA ligase activity
Source: RefSeq, a predicted model, not a curated record
AGCGAGUUCUUGAGUAUUUAAAGUGUCUCUGCAGGUUUGUGUUAUCAGUAUAAGAUGUUGUACCGGUUCCUCGGUAAGGAAGGUUCGGUUCUGAGCAGCAGUAUCGCGGUGUUUGGAGCUGAAUCACUCAGUACUGGACUGAUUAAUCAGUAUCGCGGUGUAUCAGGAACCAGAAACAGAACCAGUACAGCUGGAGAGGUUCGGGUUCGCUUUGCUCCCAGUCCCACUGGGUUUCUUCACCUGGGCGGUCUUCGUACGGCGCUCUAUAACUUCCUGUUUGCGAAGCAGCACGGCGGGACGUUUAUCCUGCGGCUGGAGGACACGGACCGAUCACGUAUAGUACCGGGAGCAGCGCAGGACAUCCAACACACACUGGAGUGGGCAGGUAUUCCUCCUGAUGAGAGCGCCUCCAGGGGGGGUCCGUAUGGUCCCUACGUUCAGUCUGAGAGAUUACGUUUAUAUUCUUCUGCUGUCCAGUCACUGCUGGAAUCAGGCCACGCCUACCACUGCUUCUGCACCAAUCAGAGACUAGAACUGCUCAAGAGGGAGGCACUGCGCAAAGGACAGACGCCACGGUAUGAUAACAGGUGUAGACACCUGCAUGCUAAUCAGGUGCAGGAGAAGCUAGGCCGGGGUGAACCCUACACUGUCCGUUUCCGGCUGCACCAGGGGGCGGAGCCGUUUGAGGACCUGGUUUUCGGUUGGACGGGGCACGCCGUGGGCGAGGUGGAGGGCGACCCUGUGAUUCUGAAGAACGACGGAUUUCCCACCUAUCACCUGGCCAACGUGGUGGACGACGCCCACAUGCGCGUGAGUCACGUGCUGCGCGGUGCAGAGUGGCUCACUUCUACUGGUAAACACCUACAGCUGUACCGCGCCCUGCGUCUGACCCCGCCCACCUUCGCCCACCUACCCCUCCUGCUGAACCCCGACGGAACUAAACUGUCUAAACGGCAGGGAGACGUCUACAUUUCUCACUACAGACAGCAGGGGGUGCUGCCAGAGGCGCUGCUCGACCUCAUCACGCACUGCGGCUCGGGAUUCAACAGUAAUCGUAUGGGCCGAAAGCAAGACGAACUGAUCGGUGAAUUUAAUGUGUCGAAGAUCGUAACACACUCUGCUGUACUCGCUCUCAACAAACUCCCAGAAUUCAACAGGAUUCACCUUCAGCAGCGUAUCGAGGAUGAGUCUCAGUGUCGCCUCCUGGUGGAGGAGUUAAAGAAUCUCAUCACACAAACCCUGGGAGAUCAGAUCGAGGAUCAGGAGGUUCUGCAGCGCGACUACAUCCAGAGAGUUCUGCACAUGAGAAAGGGUCACAUCACAUCAGUGAAGGACCUGCUCUCACCUGCGUACUCCUACCUGUGGCUCCGCCCAACCGUAUCCAGGCAACAGCUGGAGGAGACAAGCUCAGAAUCACAUGACAUCAUCACACUAGUUAUGCAGUGUAUUCGAGGGUGUGGUGGUAAAUUUUCGACUGAGUUUCUCACGUCAGAAUUGAAGCUCGUCGUCAAACAGCUGAAAAAAACGAAAUACAGUUCAGUCAUGAAACUACUGAGACUCGUACUGACCGGCCACCAGGGUCCGGCUGUAGGUGAGAUCAUGGUGACUCUGGGUGAAGACGAGGUUUGUUUGCGGUUACAGAAGCUCCUGAACUCUGAACUCUGAAUUUCACAAUAAAAAUCUUUUAUAAAAUAA